AUGCUACCUAUAGUUAGGACUGAUGGCCUUAGUGACGGUGAAAUGACGAAUGUCUACUGCAAGCUGAACCCUGAAAGUAUGGCACGUAACCCAGUUCCACCGUAUUUUCGACCGAUACCUCACCCAUGGGCCCCGGAGAGUAUUACCCACCAUACCGAAAAUGUCAAUGUCGUACUGAAGGUUUGUUUUGAGAUGGGUGCAUAA
This is a messenger RNA of Colletotrichum paranaense, 204 nucleotides long. RefSeq lists its product as uncharacterized. Bases 1 to 204 code for a protein of 67 amino acids. The transcript is spliced from 2 exons. The record is from RefSeq and is a predicted model, not a curated record. NCBI's taxonomy places the organism in Eukaryota, Fungi, Ascomycota, Sordariomycetes, Glomerellales, Glomerellaceae.